CCGAACCCCAAGGAAUGUACCUCAAGCGCAAUCCAAGUUUAGACACCCAUGCAAGCUUUCGCCAGCAGCGUGUUGGAACGGCGUACCGACGCCGCUUUGACAACAUGGAAAUCAAAAACCGGUUAAACACACAACACCAAUACAGCCUCAUCAUCGGCUUUACAUAACUUCCAAAAUGCCAGUGUCACGAUCUCUCGCGGUUGUGUGAAGGAAAGCAAUAGUCCUGCAUAACUUGACUCAUCACAUGUUUCAUAUUUUGCUUUAAAAGACGCUGGACGUAUUCAUUAUGGUUCAUUGACCGUCGUUCUUUGCUGGUUAUCCAAGAUGAAGACUUCUGGCGCGAUCUUCACCUCUCUCCUAGUCCUUUCCCUAGCCUUCAAUGCUGCUGGACAUCCCAAUAAUCCAGGCCGGCUACAUCGCCGACAAGUCAUGCGAACGACAUCUAUACUGAAUGACCCUGCACCCCAACCAAAUCUGCCAACUGCCCAAGAAGCUCAAUCAGCAGCAGCAUCCGUUGGUUUAAACUUAACUGAUGUCCAGGCAGAUAUCUUGGUGGGAAUGAAGAAGAAGAAAGAGCUCUUUUUCUUUUCGUCAGGACUUUCUGCACUAGGUAUCACCGACGAUUUAGGCGACCAGUUCUAUUCUCAGGGACAGGAAGCUGAUUCUGCUGCCAUCGGCGAUCCCGGAACUGAGAAUUGGGUUCAAUCGUUUGCGGGAACCUCUGUUCAUGGCGUUUUCCUCCUUGCAUCGGAUACCCUUGAUAAUGUCAAUGAUACCCUGUCAGACCUCCUGUCGACUUUGGGAGAUUCCAUCGCUGAGCUACAUCGCGUUCAAGGUGAAGCUCGCCCUGGACCAGAGGAAGGCCACGAACAUUUCGGAUUCAUGGACGGGAUCAGCCAACCCGCAGUCAUAGGUUUUACACAAUCACCUCUACCAGGCCAGCUAGCUGUCGAUGCGGGGGAAAUUUUACUGGCCGAGGACGGUGAUAGUACUACUCGUCCGCCCUGGGCUAAGGACGGUUCGUUCCUGGUCUUCCGUCAGAUGGAGCAGCUGGUUCCAGAGUUCAACAAGUUCUUGUUGGACAACCCGAUUUCUGAGCCCGGUGUUCUCACUCCUGAAGAGGGAUCUGCCUUAUUAGGCGCACGCAUGAUGGGACGAUGGAAGAGUGGUGCUCCCGUCUACCUUGCACCCUUGUUCGACGAUCCUACGUUGGCGUCGGAUCCCAUGCAGAACAACAACUUCACCUACCACGAUGAUGAUGCAAGCUUUAACAACCAGACGCGCUGCCCGUUUGCCGCUCAUACUAGGAAGACACGCCCUCGCGGAGAUUUCACUCCGGAGGAAACAGCGCAUCACAUCAUUCGCGCUAGUAUUCCGUACGGACCCGAAGUAACUGAUAAUGAAGCAACGUCAAAUACCACCAGCGCUUCUUUGGAACGUGGUCUUGCCUUUGUCGCAUAUCAAUCUAACAUCGGUAACGGCUUCCGAUUUUUCCAACAGGUCUGGGUCAACAACGCAAGCUUCCGCGUCUCUGGUACCGGUGUGGAUCCUAUUAUUGGUUCUGCAGGAACCGACCCUUCAUCAAGAAGUCAUCCGAUUACUGGUCUAGAUCCAACAGACCCUAGCCGUGCUAUCACGUUGCAGAAUGACUUCGUUGUCUCGCGGGGAGGAGAGUACUUCUUCUCGCCCUCCAUCUCUGCUAUAUUGAAUACCAUUGCCGCCUAAUGUAGUUGUAGAUAGAGAUGUUGAAUUAAGAUUUAUUGCGAGCGCAGCGAGUAGAAUUGGCCGGCAUGUGAGGAACCCGUCCGGUGCGGUAUGCCAAAGAAGUGCAGAUGUUACGGUCCUCGAUAGCGUCGUUUCCGUUCUUUCGUCGAGUCGCAUCUCUUUCAUUUC
Molecule: messenger RNA, 1893 nt
Organism: Desarmillaria tabescens
Lineage: Eukaryota; Fungi; Basidiomycota; Agaricomycetes; Agaricales; Physalacriaceae
Product: fungal peroxidase
Exons: 10
Coding region: 325-1725 (466 amino acids)
Cellular component (GO): cytosol
Molecular function (GO): peroxidase activity; heme binding
Source: RefSeq, a predicted model, not a curated record